AUGCGUUUGAAAUUUACAUUUCCUACAACCUUUAGACACUAUGGUCGUGUGGACUGUAUUGGUUGGAUGUCACCAGAUGAUCUAUAUUCGAUAGGAGAAGAUCAUAUUAUAUAUAAAUACAAUGGGGCACAAAAUGAAUUGAGUAAAAUUGGUGAAUUAGGACAACAUCUGUAUGCACUUGACAUGCACUGGUUGCCGAGAUGUAUAACAAGUCUAGGUAGUAGUGGCAUUGUUCAUGGGGUCAAUUCAGGUUCAGGAGGCAAACAGACCAUUGGAUCAGAUCUUUUUCUUCUAGCUACUAACGAUGGUAUGGACUCUUUAGACCAUUUAUUAACGACAACAUAUGAGUUAUUUUUAGGUAAAUUCUUUUUUGUGAAUAAAACUGGACGCAUGGAAAAAGCUGUUGAAGCACAUCAAGGUGCAAUCAUAUGUGUACGAUGGAGUUCUGAUGGCAGCCAAAUAGCAACAGGUUAA
Molecule: messenger RNA, 474 nt
Organism: Adineta ricciae
Lineage: Eukaryota; Metazoa; Rotifera; Eurotatoria; Adinetida; Adinetidae
Source: the annotation of a GenBank genome assembly